UUGUGAUUAAUGUAUUAUAGCUUUCUAGAGAUUGUACUCGUGUGGACUACCCUCUCCCUGGAUAUGGUGGAUAUCGUUGUCUUUGGAGAACCUUGAGAGCCCAUGGGCAUCUUCACAUCAGACACAUUCAACCGUGAUGGCUGUGGGAUCCACAAUGCCCAGACCCCUUACACUGGUCCUCGUUCAUCUGACCCUCGUGAGCAGUGCCAAACUCUGUCCGUCGCAGUGCUUCUGUUAUGACUCGGCCGAGCUCGUCGACUGUAGGGCGCGCGGCUUUACGCACGUUCCACACGGCAUUCCACAUGGCUCGUGGUUGCUGGACCUGAGCGGGAAUGCUAUCCCGGAGCUGCGGACUCGCUCCUUCACCGGGGUGUGGGCGCUCAAGGUCCUCCUGCUAUCAAACUGCGGGAUUAAAGUCAUGCAAUCAAACGCUCUGACGUCGCUGUCCUUCCUGGAGAAGCUGGACCUGAGCGGUAACGAGCUGGAGUACCUGCCGGCCGACUUCUCAGACGGCUUCGGGUCGCUCCGGGACCUGCGGCUGGCCAACAACUCACUGGGCCACCUGAGCGUGUCUGCCUUCCAGGGCUUGGAGAGCCUGCAGAGGCUGGACCUCAGCAACAACCAGAUUCAGGUCCUGGAGCCUGGCCUCCUGCGGUCCCUGUCGAGCCUGCGCUACCUGAACCUGCGCUGGAACCAGCUGAGUGAGGUGCGAGUGGGCAUGCUCACCAUGCAGCAGGGGCUGGCCAUGCUACUACUGGACCACAACAACGUCACGCACAUCGACCCCGAGGCCUUCGCACCCCUCAGGGGACUCACCCUGCUCAGCCUGCAGGGUAACCAGCUGUGGAGCCUGAACUUCAAGACCUUCCUGAGCCUGCAGACGCCCGGCACGCACCUGCAGCUGUCGGCAAACCCCUGGGUGUGUGACUGCGAACUGCACCGCGUCUUCGCCAAGAUCCUGCACGUACGGCGCCUCCAUGUGGACGACUACUGGAACAUCACCUGCUGGGCACCUCCGGUACUGGCCGGGGCUUCACUGGCAUACAUGGACAGUCAGCUGUGCAUGGCUGAGACGGCCACGGUGCUGGUGAUCAGUUCCACGGUGCUGGUGACGGUGCUGGCGGCGAUGGCCAUGGCCGAGAGGAAGAGGAAGAUGAGGAAGAGCGAGGCGCAGCAGGGCAAGCGGAAGCAGUCCGCAUACGCCUUGCCUACCGACACUGACAACGACGGGACAGGGAACUAAACC
Molecule: messenger RNA, 1246 nt
Organism: Engraulis encrasicolus (European anchovy)
Lineage: Eukaryota; Metazoa; Chordata; Actinopteri; Clupeiformes; Engraulidae
Product: chondroadherin-like protein
Exons: 5
Coding region: 137-1243 (368 amino acids)
Cellular component (GO): extracellular matrix
Molecular function (GO): protein binding
Source: RefSeq, a predicted model, not a curated record